AUGACAUUUACCCGAGCGGGAGGUCUGGGAAUCAAUCUGACGGCUGCCGAUACGGUUAUCUUCUAUGACAGUGAUUGGAAUCCCACAGUCGAUCAGCAGGCCAUGGACCGCGCCCAUCGCCUGGGUCAGACUCGACAAGUGACCGUGUACAGACUGGUAACUAAAGGUUCUAUUGAAGAGAGAAUUCUUCAAAGAGCGAAAGAGAAAAGCGAGAUUCAAAAAAUGGUGAUAUCAGGUGGUCAUUUCAAACCAGAAGCUUUGAAACCCAAAGAAGUGGUUUCUUUGCUUCUUGACGAUGCUGAACUGGAAUGCAAGUUUCUUCAACGGCAAGCUGAAAAGAAAGCCGACGAACAGCGACGCAGAAGAGAAAGAAAGCGAAAGAAGACAGGACCAGCUGAGGUGGGCGAAGGUGUGUCACCAAGUAUUGAGCUUCUUGAUGGAACACCUCCAGCUAAGGCCAAGAAGGGGCGCAAAAGUAAGAGUUCACUUGUGCCACCUGCACCUGAAGGGUCCAUAUCUAGUUCCAAGCCAACUUCUGAGACCAGCAGUAUAACUGGAGAAGGUCUGGGUAUGAGGACUGGCGAAGCGUUUGAUGGCGACGGCACAGUGGGUGAUGAUAUCAGUGUGUUGAGUCUAGAUGAAGUUUCGCUGGCGUCAGGUGAUCUAUCAGUGGACAUACCUCCAAGCAACACAGGCACGCCCCUGAGCUUAAAGCCCGAGGUAGAUGACUUGGAUGAUCCUCGCAGCGAGAACGCCAGCCCCGCCCUAUCGGACUCCUCUAGUAAAAGAGGCAGGGGUAGGGGCCGGGGAAGAGGGCGAGGACGGGGAAUCCCUUCCAGCAGGGGACGAGGGGCGUCUAGUAUACGAGGAACGCGGACACGAGGACGUGGACGUGGAACCGGAGGAGCGCUGGCUGCCUCUGCUGCCGCAUCUGCUGCCGCCGCGGCUGCAUCAGCGGCAGCGUAUGCUGCCUACGGCUUCUCCUUCCAAGGAACAAGUACUCCGAAUCCCACUCCACCUCCCACGCGGUCCAGUCCGGUGGCGUUUGGUGCGGGUGGGCCUUAUGGUAACAUCAGCCAUCCUGUGGCACGGUAUGAUAACUCAUCCGGGUAUUCACCAGCUCCGAGUGCAGAGAACAGUCCGGCUAGAUCUUCAUCACAAGCGUCUGCGCGCGUUAAUAGUCAGCAGUCGUCUUCUCCAUCUUAAAAGACCACAUGACAUUGCGAGGAAAAAAAGUGGGUCAGUUGUGUUCGUCCGUUAAUGCAAACUACUUUUUUUAAAGAGAACUAUGGAGAACGUAAUAUUUGGUCAGGUGUAUGUUAAAUCUUAAAUUCAAACACGACAAAAAAAGGUCAAGAAACUAAAAUGGAGCACGGCAUCCAAUCUGGGGAUUGUUCUUCCAGCAGGAGGUCCACCUUCGUUCCCAGGGUCUCUUUACCGCGGGGAGAGACCCUGGAAAUGAGACUGGGAGGUUCAACGGCGUGCGAGCUGGUAUGAAGAAAGAAAUUGCCAUGCUGGAAAUUCUGUAAUCUGUAGACACGGUACAAACUGCUGCCUACGCUUCUGAAACCUAGUUUGGUGUUACAAUUAUUCUUCGGACAGCCAACCAAGCCAUGUGGAAGCUAACAAAAACAUGUAGAGGAGGAGAAAAACUGGUGCCAUUUCUCGUCGUCUAACAUGGUUACUUAUGUGAACUGAGAAGAACAGAGCUAUACAGUUCUAUGUAGAUACUUUCGGGUUACUGUCGGUAAAUAAGGUUAAAUGAUAUUGUAAGUGGUCACCUUGACAAGGGGUAAUCACUUGAUACAUAUAUUAUUUGACUGAAAUCUGUUGGUUCUGUUAUCGUAAAACAGUGACAAGUCUUAAUUUUUUAGCAACAAAAGUGUCAAGAAUUUAAUUGUUGAACAUCAA
Messenger RNA from Orbicella faveolata, 1911 nucleotides. RefSeq names its product chromatin-remodeling ATPase INO80-like. Gene Ontology annotation, biological process: DNA repair; chromatin remodeling. The record is from RefSeq and is a predicted model, not a curated record. NCBI's taxonomy places the organism in Eukaryota, Metazoa, Cnidaria, Anthozoa, Scleractinia, Merulinidae. Gene Ontology annotation, molecular function: ATP hydrolysis activity; ATP binding; histone binding. Gene Ontology annotation, cellular component: Ino80 complex.